UUCGACAACGACCCAUCAUGGUGCAGCCCAUAAUGGGGGACCUGCCAAGCGAUAGAGUAGAACCUUCUCGAGCUUUUAAGAUAAGUGGAGUAGAUUUCUGGGGGCCAGUGAUGUUAAAGAGUAGUUUAAGAAAAAAUGCGCCUUUAAAAAAGGCUUAUGUUAGUGUGUUUGUGUGUUUUUCAACUAAGGCCGUACAUAUUGAGUUGGUAAAUGGAUUAAGUACGCAGGACUUUAUACAAGCAUUACAGAGGUUUGUGGCUAGGAGAGGAAAAAUUAGUGUGAUAUAUUCAGAUAAUGGCACAAACUUUCAUGGUACAGAUCGUCAGUUAAAAGAGGUGUAUGAGUUAUUUCAUUCAGAAGCGCAUAAAAAGGAGUUAUUUGAGCAUUUUACAAAUGAACGUAUUGAGUGGAAGUUUAUACCUCCGCGCUCUCCACAUUUUGGGGGAUUAUGGGAGUCUGCUGUUAAAAGCAUGAAAGGGCUCAUAAAAAGAAUACUGGGCGAAUCGCAUUUAACGUUCGACGAAAUGUACACCGUGCUCACGCGCGCUGAGGCUUGCCUGAACUCACGUCCUCUCACUCCUUUGUCUUCUUGUCCAACCGACUUAACUGUGCUAACGCCUGGUCAUUUUUUAAUUGGUGAAGCAUUGACUACAUUACCAGAGAGAGACGUAAGCGAUACUCCGUCAAAUCGAUUAGACCGUUGGCGUAGAGUAAAUAAGUUUUCUCAACAAAUAUGGAAACGCUGGAGUAGCGAGUAUCUUUCACAACUUCAAACUCGCUACAAAUGGGCGAAAGAAAAGGGACCUAAACUGUCAGUGGGUUCCGUCGUCUUAAUAAAAGAAGAAAAUCUCAGCCCACUGUUCUGGCGAUUGGGCCGAGUAGUAAGUGUUAUAUGUGGUAAGGAUGGCGUGAUACGCACAGCAAGGGUAAAAACCGCUUUUGGUGAAUACUUACGAGCAGUUCGAAAUUUAAGUCCAUUGCCAAUUGAAAUCGAUUGAUUUAUUGAAAAUUUAUUGUUUGUCAAUUUAAAUAUAUUUGUAAUCCAUUUGUUAUUUUAGAAUGUUAGUUUUUUUUUGUUUUUGCAAUUUGUUUUAUGUUUUAUAUAUAUAUAUAUAUUUUUGAUUUGUUAGAUAAAUUUUAUAUUGAUUUUGGUUAAUCAAAGUGGGCGGUUUGUUUGAUAUUGGGGAAAAAACGCUAGAUAUAUUUGUUAUAGAAUAGGUGGGGG
Daktulosphaira vitifoliae (grape phylloxera) is the source of this 1225-nucleotide messenger RNA. RefSeq lists its product as uncharacterized. Lineage: Eukaryota; Metazoa; Arthropoda; Insecta; Hemiptera; Phylloxeridae. Gene Ontology annotation, biological process: DNA integration. The record is from RefSeq and is a predicted model, not a curated record. Gene Ontology annotation, molecular function: nucleic acid binding. The transcript has a single exon. Bases 18 to 998 code for a protein of 326 amino acids.